Messenger RNA from Caenorhabditis angaria, 887 nucleotides. The record is from the annotation of a GenBank genome assembly. NCBI's taxonomy places the organism in Eukaryota, Metazoa, Nematoda, Chromadorea, Rhabditida, Rhabditidae.
AUGACCGAAAAUUCUGCAAAUCAAUGGUAUUUAUCGUUUUUGGCAAAUCGCCCGGUCGAAAUCAAGCGCAAAAUUCAACAUAAUUUGAAGUCGGAAGGUUAUGCGCUGCGGAUUGGCAAAUUAUACUCAAAAGAGGUGAGAAAAUCCUAAAAAUCUCGAAAAAUCGAUAAUUUUACAUGCAAAACGCUCCAAAUUCCAUGAAAAAUUCAAAAAAUAAAUCAGAAAAUGCGCCCCACCGCUAAUUUUCUAGCAAUUUCCUCUUAAAACACGGAAAACGGCUUGAAAAACAGAAAAAAACAAAAAAAUAAAAUCAAGGCGCAUGGAAUUAUGCGAGCGGGUCUCGCAGCGCGCGUGUACUUCUCCCGGACAAGAUGGGGAUUUUUUUUGUGCGGAAAAUUGAAUUUUCACGGUUUUCACGGGUAAAUGGUGGGAAAAUCGAGAUUUUCUGAGGAAAAAUGCCACGUGGCAAUGAGAAAAAUCGAUAAUAGUCAUAUUUGAUGUCAAAAAAUCGCAAAUUCUUUCAGCUCAAGCCCGGAGCAAGUUACCGUAUCUCGGCCUUCUUCUACGAUCGUCAAACCUCGCAAAUGUUUGGCAGGCCGUGUCACACAAAUUGGAUUGAAGUUAGCGAAAAUCAGCAGCAAGAAUGCGAGUUCUACGAAGAGCUAUUCUUCCACGCCCCGAUUUUGGACGAGAAAAUUUUAUUGAUUUUUGAAUUUGUCGAAAAUGGCGGGAACGAAAAAUCGAUUGGUUGGACAAAACGGCCAAUUCAAAUACAAAAUGAGGCGAUUUUUCGAGUUGCUCGAACUUCCGGCGGAAAUUUCGACAAACCUGAAAACCCUGGAAAUUUACGCGGGAACUCCGAAAUGCCUCAUUUUUGGGCAGGAUGA